Molecule: messenger RNA, 984 nt
Organism: Nothoprocta perdicaria
Lineage: Eukaryota; Metazoa; Chordata; Aves; Tinamiformes; Tinamidae
Gene: NKX2-3
Product: NK2 homeobox 3
Exons: 2
Coding region: 1-984 (327 amino acids)
Biological process (GO): regulation of transcription by RNA polymerase II; cell differentiation
Cellular component (GO): nucleus
Molecular function (GO): RNA polymerase II cis-regulatory region sequence-specific DNA binding; DNA-binding transcription factor activity, RNA polymerase II-specific
Source: RefSeq, a predicted model, not a curated record
AUGAUGUUACCGAGCCCCGUCACCUCCACCCCCUUCUCUGUCAAAGACAUCCUCAACCUGGAGCAGCAGCAGGACCCGCACUAUGCGGCCCAGCUCCCGCACCACCUGGACCACCACUUCCAUCCUGCCGCCUGCCUGCUGGCGGCAGCGGACGGCGCCCGCUUCUCCGACGGCGAGGAGGAAGAGGAGGAGGAGAAGCUCUCCUACCUGAGCCCCAUGGGAGCGGCCGGCGGGCAGCCCGACGCACGGAUCUCUGCCGAGAACUACGUGCACGCUGCGCUGCGCGGCUCCUGCGAGGCGCCCGGCGCGGAAGAGGAGCUCGACCUCACGGCCCGCGACCCAAAGAGCUGCGUCCUGAAGAAGCCGAUGGAGGUGGCAGAGAAGCCGGAGGAGGCGGAGAGGCCGAAGCAGCGGAGCCGCAGGAAGCCGCGCGUCCUCUUCUCGCAGGCGCAGGUCUUCGAGCUGGAGCGGCGCUUCAAGCAGCAGCGUUACCUGUCGGCGCCCGAGCGGGAGCACCUGGCCAGCAGCCUCAAGCUCACCUCGACGCAGGUGAAGAUCUGGUUCCAGAACCGGCGCUACAAGUGCAAGCGGCAGCGGCAGGACAAGUCGCUGGAGCUGGGCGGCCCCGCGGCGCCGCCGCCGCCGCGCCGGGUGGCCGUGCCCGUGCUCGUCCGCGACGGCAAGCCGUGCCUCGGCGGCUCGCAGGGCUACGGCUCCGCGUACAACGGGCCCUACUCCUACAACGGCUUCCCCGCCUACGGCUACGGCAACGCCGCUUCCUACAACGCCGGCUACGGCUGCACCUACCCGGCGGGCACCGGCGGCGCCUCCGUGCAGGCCGCCUGCAGCCCGGCCGCGGCCGCCGGCCCCUUCGUGAACGUGGGCGGCCUGGGGGGCUUCGGCGGCGGGGGGCAGCCGCUGCACCAGGCGGCGGCGGGGCCCUCGUGCAGCCAGGGCGCACUGCAGGGCAUCCGGGCCUGGUAG